AGUCAUGAGUUCCCAUAGUUUGUCGGCCACCAAAAGUUUGCUUCUGCUGAUACUGCUACUGGGAGGUGUUUAUUCAGAACCUCACUCCAGACAGAAUGAGAACCACUUUAACUGCGGCAGUGAUGAGUACUUGUCUGGGGACCUCUGCUGCAAACUCUGUCGUCCAGGUGAGUUUGUCCAGAAGCCCUGCACGGUCCCUCAAACUCAAGGAAAAUGUGAGAGGUGUCACCCAGGAAUGUUCACAGAGGCUAGUAAUGGCCUCGACUCUUGUAGAGCUUGCUCCAGCUGUGAUAAAAACCAGGAAAUGGUGGCUGAUUGCUCUGCCACCAGUGACCGGAAAUGCCAGUGUCGAAUUGGUCAUUUCUACGCUGACCCUCAAGCCCCUGAACUCUGCCUCCCGUGUAACAAGUGUCCCCAGGGAGUUCCUGUGCUCCAGGAAUGCAGCUCCACAGCAAACACAGUGUGCAGUUCGGCUGGGACAAAUUUCCAAAGAAGACUGCAAAAUGCUCCUAAUCAAAACCGGCUAGCCCUGGACUGAUGUAAACUAGAUGCUUCUGACAGACCUUCCGACCAGCCUGAGCGCCUGACUUGAACCAGCACUUCCAGACUACUCCAAAGCAGACUACUUCCUAGCCCCAGGCAGUCGCACAGAACCUGGGCAGGAGUGAAACAGAUGUUUGCCAGCCUGCACUCCUUUCCCUGGCCUUUGACCAGCAUUCCAGCCUUCCUGAGCCCUGACAACAACACCCUAAUUUCCACUAACACUCAGUUGCAGAGAGAUUACAUCACCCUUUAUCAUUAACAAAAAAGCUGGGAUGUUGGAUCUAAAAGGAACUCAGGACAAAUAGCUAACCAUGGUGCUUAUGAACAUACCAAAGAAGAUGCUGGCCUUCAGGAUCACUCAGUACCUCACUUCUCAACUCUUCUCACCCCAUCCCCUACCCUAAACUUCUCCAACUCAGGGACUUUCCUUCCUCCAGCGUCUCAUUCCUCCAUAACUCUGCCAUUUUGGCCAUGUGCCUUCUUUUUUUAUUAUUUAUUUUAUUAUUAUGUAUAUAGUGUUCUGCCUGCAUUGUGUCCACAGGCCAGAAGAGGGCACCAGAUCUCAUUACAGAUGGUUGUGAGCCACCAUGUGGUUGCUGGGAAUUGAACUCAGGACCUCUGGAAGAACAGCCAGUGCUCUUAACCUCUGAGCCAUCUCUUCAGCCCGGCCAUGUGCCUUCUUGAUCCUCUCUCUCUUGGUGCUAUCUUAGCCCUCAUUUUCUUGCUCCCUUUCUCGUUAUGGUCUGGUUUGGUCCACUGGUCAUUAGUCUACUUUCCCUCCCUGCUCUGGACUCUUCCCAUGCCUGUCUGCACUGU
Molecule: messenger RNA, 1359 nt
Organism: Chionomys nivalis (European snow vole)
Lineage: Eukaryota; Metazoa; Chordata; Mammalia; Rodentia; Cricetidae
Product: tumor necrosis factor receptor superfamily member 23-like
Exons: 6
Coding region: 5-538 (177 amino acids)
Biological process (GO): positive regulation of apoptotic process; TRAIL-activated apoptotic signaling pathway
Cellular component (GO): plasma membrane; cell surface
Molecular function (GO): protein binding
Source: RefSeq, a predicted model, not a curated record